Gadus macrocephalus (Pacific cod) is the source of this 1834-nucleotide messenger RNA. RefSeq names its product eIF5-mimic protein 2-A-like. The transcript has 12 exons. Bases 152 to 1411 code for a protein of 419 amino acids. Gene Ontology annotation, cellular component: cytoplasm; membrane. The record is from RefSeq and is a predicted model, not a curated record. Lineage: Eukaryota; Metazoa; Chordata; Actinopteri; Gadiformes; Gadidae. Gene Ontology annotation, molecular function: protein binding.
UCUGGCAACACGGACUACAAAAAGGGUCAUCGCCUUACUAUCCGGAAGGUCUUUCUCUCAGGGCCUGGACAGAUCACAUCACCCGGACCGUGUUUUUCAUAUUCCCUACUUCACAACCGUUUUUUAUCUGCAUUAUUUUCGGGUGUCUUUUAUGAAUAAUCAAAAGCAGCAAAAGCCAACGCUUACCGGCCAGCGCUUCAAAACUAGGAAAAGAGAUGAAAAGGAGAGAUUUGACCCUACUCAAUUCCAAGAAAGUAUCGUACAAGGCUUGAACCAAACUGGCUCAGAUUUGGAAGCGGUCGCCAAGUUCCUGGACGCCUCUGGGGCCAAACUCGACUACCGACGCUAUGCCGAGACCCUGUUUGACAUCCUGGUGGCUGGCGGCAUGUUGGCCCCGGGCGGGACUCUGUCCGACGACAUGACCCGCACAGAGUUCUGCCUCUUCACGGCCAACGAGGACCUGGAGACCAUGCAGGCCUACGCUCAGGUUUUUAACAAGCUGAUCCGGCGAUACAAAUACCUGGAAAAGGGGUUUGAGGAGGAGAUCAAAAAGUUGCUGCUGUUUCUCAAGGGCUUCGACGAGUCUGAGCGCAACAAGCUCGCCAUGCUGGCGGGAAUCCUGCUGGCCAACGGCAACAUAUCUGCCUCCAUCCUCAACAGCCUUUACAACGAGAACCUCGUCAAAGAAGGAGUUUCCGCUGCCUUCGCUGUCAAGCUGUUCAAGUCCUGGAUCUACGAGAAGGAUAUCAACUGUGUGGCCUGCUCUCUCCGCAAAGUGGGCAUGGACAACCGCCUCGUGGAACUAUUCCCGGCCAACAAGCGCAGCCCGGAGCAAUUCUCCAAGUACUUCACCGACGCCGGCCUCAAGGAGCUGGCCGACUUCGCCCGCAACCAGCUGUCGAUCGGCGCCCGCAAGGAGCUGCAGAAGGAGCUCCAUGAGCAGAUGGCCCGCGGGGACCCCCAGAGAGAGAUCAUCACCUACACCCGAGAGGAGAUGAAGAAGGCGGGCCUCUCGGAGCAGGCCAUGAUCAGCAUCAUCUGGAGCAGCUUGAUGAGCUGUGUGGAGUGGAACAAGAAGGAGGAGCUGGUCACAGAACAAGCCAUCAAACACUUGAAGCAAUACAGCCCCCUUCUGAAAGCCUUCACCUCCCAGGGCCAGUCAGAGAUCAGUCUGCUGGUCAAGGUCCAGGAGUACUGCUACGACAACAUCCACUUCAUGAAGGCCUUCCAGAAGAUCGUGGUGCUCCUCUAUAAAGCUGACGUGUUGAGCGAGGAGGCCAUCCUCAAGUGGUACAGCGAAGGCCAACAGAACAAGGGAAAGGGCAUGUUCCUGGAGCAGAUGAAGAAGUUCGUCGAGUGGCUGAAGAACGCAGAGGAAGAAUCAGAAUCUGAGGAAGACGAGGCCGACUGAGACCCAGAGAUGACUUUCUUACAGUCCCAGGAGCUGUCCCCCCUUCCUCUUCCUCCUUACAUCCCCCCGUCUGAAUGGUUCUUUGUCGCUGAUUAGCCCCGCCCCCCAGGGAAACAUUCCAUGUAGAAUUGACAACCCGAGCCACCGCCGACGGCCCACAAAAAUUCCAAGUUGUCAUUUUUUCAAACCUUGAAAUUUGAAAAAUAAUUGCCAAAUGUAAACGUCAUGGCUGCUCUGUAAGGGCUCGCCGCGUCGAAAACUUUAGUGUUCAUCUCCGUGCGGGGAUUUCAUAUUUGUACGAGUUGUCGCCACCUUGAAACUAUCUCACUCAACCCCCCCCCAAAAAUUUCCUCGCAGCCAACUCUUAUCUUGGUUUCGUACUUCCAAUUGACUUUUAUAUGGAAUAAAAUAUUAUUGAAAUUA